UAAACAGCACAUCACGACAAAAGCAACCGAUAAUGAUGAACCAAACUACCGCCAAUGCGUAUUGGCAUGUAGCUCCGCCGCCGCAGAUCAACGAACAACAUGACGAAGACAACAGAGAAUCAUCCGUUGCCAUUCAACGAUAUCACACUCAAAAUGUGCAACGAAGGCAUAGCUGGCUUUAUAUCUAAACUCUAUCUAGCACUGCAAGCACCCGAUGACGGCAAUAAGUACGCACGAUGGACAAAGGCAAAUGAAUUUACGGAUACGGUCUUACCAAAGCUUUUCAAGCACUGUAAAUUUGCAUCCUUUGUAAGACAGCUGAAUAUAUAUGGAUUUCAGCGCGAUACCGACGCAAGGAAAUACAAGGAACCAAAAGAUCGAGAGUCUUGUCGCUGGUACCAUGUCAACUUUCGACCUGGUCGUAGAGAUUUAUUCCAUCUCAUUCGCCGAAAGACUUCUGUAUGUAACAAGCGGCGACGUCGGUCUUCACAGUUGGUCAAAGCUGAAGCACUAGACACCGAAACCAUCAUCCCGGUUGGGUCGGACUCUGAACAUGACGAUUAUUACGAAAAUAUGCAACGUAGCGGGAUAGAAGAUAAACGACGAUUACAGGAUGUAUCGAAGCGAUCCAUGGUUUUGAAUAGCCCUUUGGCAUCGAUGCAUCAGCAACAACCGCCCAAUCUAAAUGUUAAUUUAUCGAGUCGAAAGCAUGCAAUGGUCUUGCACUGUGACGACAAUAACACACUGUACCUUAAGCAACAAAUCUUAGAAUUGAAACAAAUGUGCCAGAGCAUGGAGAAGACAUUCGCUCAUGAAAUUGCUAGAGCACAAGAGCAGAUACAUACACAAAAACAACAGCUGGAUAUGAUUCAAUCGGUUGUAGAGUCGUUACGACAGACGCCAGGUAGGUUGAGACGCCAGUUAUUUUCCUUGGGUAGGCAAUGAGGAUCUAUCCAUUUGUAGUGGUGGUGAUGAUCAUUCUUGUUAAAAGAUAUUGUUUGUUCCUCUUUUCAUCAGGCAAUUCUCCAUCACGAGGCAAUAACAAUGAAGUGGCAACCAGUUCGGCGUUACCGCCCUACCUGGGCGACCUGAAUGUAGACGGAUCCCCAAAACUUGUUGAGACCAAUUCUCAUUCUCCAUUGGAACAGACCAUAUACGAUGAACGACAACAUCGG
Molecule: messenger RNA, 1175 nt
Organism: Umbelopsis ramanniana AG
Lineage: Eukaryota; Fungi; Mucoromycota; Umbelopsidomycetes; Umbelopsidales; Umbelopsidaceae
Exons: 5
Coding region: 100-945 (281 amino acids)
Biological process (GO): regulation of DNA-templated transcription
Molecular function (GO): DNA-binding transcription factor activity; sequence-specific DNA binding
Source: RefSeq, a predicted model, not a curated record